AUGGAGAAGUUGAAAGUUCUCAAUCUUUCGCAUUGCAUAGGAUUAAAGAGCACCCCUAAUUUCUCCGCAUUUAAAAAUUUAGAGAUGCUAAUCUUGGUACUCUGUAUUUGUUUAGAGGAAAUUGACCCUUCCAUUAAAGAUGUCAAACGCCUCGUUUCCUUGAACUUGAGUGGAUGUGAGAGACUUAAGAAAUUACCUGAAGAACUGGACAAACUAGAAAAUUUGGAGGAACUUGUCGUAGACUACAUUGCGAUAAAAGAAAUCCCUCCAUGUAUAGGAUCUUUGAAGCAGCUGAAGAGGCUUAGCGCUGGUGGGUUUUCGCAAUUUGCUGAGGUUUAUGACAAGUUGCCACCAAUCCCUCCUUCAAUUGGGAAGUUGGGAGAGUUGGUUGUGUUGGAGUUGAUAGGUUCAUCAAUUAAGGAAUUGCCCGAAUCUAUUGGGGAAUUAAGCAAAUUGAAAUUUUUGAGACUUACUAAUAGCAAGAUAGAAAGGUUACCGAGCUCUAUUGGAAAAUUGCAAAGCCUCCAAGAGCUCAAGGCCGACGGAUGCUUUAACCUGGAAGGAGAAAUUCAUGUUGAUAAAGGUGGAUUGUCUUCUCUGAAGACCCUUAAUUUAAUUUUAACAAAAAUUUCUGGCUUGCCGGAAAACUUAGAUCAGCUUUCUUCUCUCGAGUGCCUCCAUUUAGAUAAAUGUCAGGACCUUCAGUCACUCCCAAAACCUCCUCUUAGCUUAUCAUACUUGGCGCUCACCUGUCGAAGCAAUGAGCUGCCAUCGCUCUCUCAUCUGAAGCAUCUACAGGAGCUCUACCUUGUUGAGUGCAAGUCUCUUCAAAGCAUCCCAGAGCUUCCCUCCUGCAUACAGAAGCUUGCCAUUUUUAGUUGUCCCAAAUUGGAAAGGUUGCCAAAGCUUUCCGAUUUAGAAUUUUUGUCGAAUUUACGGCUCCAGGAUUGCUAUGGGCUGAAGAAAUUGGAUGGACUGGAAGCUUUAAAAUCCCUAAGAUGGUUGUGCCUAUCCAGACGCUCAGAGUUCUCCUGCGGCGAUGACGUUUGUGUAGAGUAUGGAAAGGUAGAUAAUUUCCAUGCGAUACGAGGCCUUGAAAAUAUGGGAUCCCUGGAAGUUGUAAAUAUCUCUGGGCUGCAAACACAUUCAAGUACUGGACCUUUCAAAGUCGGAUCAUCUGAAGAGGUUGGAUGUUAG
Eucalyptus grandis is the source of this 1197-nucleotide messenger RNA. Its product is annotated as disease resistance protein RPV1-like. The transcript has a single exon. NCBI's taxonomy places the organism in Eukaryota, Viridiplantae, Streptophyta, Magnoliopsida, Myrtales, Myrtaceae. Bases 1 to 1197 code for a protein of 398 amino acids. The record is from RefSeq and is a predicted model, not a curated record.